AGCCAAUCCCCAAGACCCGUCUGCCAUUGGUUGGCUCGGUUCAACUGAAUUCAACUCGGGCACUGCGGUGCGUACUGUGGAUCCACGGGUACUGCUGAAAAAUGGCCGGGGCCGCGAUAGUUCCUUUUGUAACUCGCUAAAUUCAAAAUUAUCGCAGUUACCUAUUUUAUCUCUGAUUAUAGAAAGAAGAAAAGGUGCGGACAUUUUACACCUUUUUGAUACAACAUCGGUGACUUUUGCGUGAUCGCGAUUUAUAAGUGGAUCUGCGUUUGCUUGGAUGAGGUUGUGACGCUUUCAACGAUUUACAAGUUUGGUUAGCUGACGGCUAGGCUAGGCUAUAGUUAGCCGAUAAUGCUAUUAGCCUAGUUAGCACGCUUGCGAGCGUUUAUUUUAACUACGUUUGACUUAUCCGUAUUUUAUCUUUUAGACAGUUUCUUAAACGUCGUUUAUUCUCAUCUAUAUUCACCCAGCUUCGAGGCAAACGAUGUUAAAGCGGGGCCCUUUGGUUUAGUGUAGUUGUUAGUCCGUCUAGCUAACGAGCUAAUGUUACAAACAAGUAGUUGCUAGUUGGCUUGUUUGUGUGCUAGCUAACGUUAGCAACUUAACCUGUGUUGGCCAACCCACAGUUUCGGCAAGCUAACCCUAAAUUACGGUCACUAACAAACUACUGCUGUGGAUAGAGCCGCUGUGUCUGUAAUCAUGUUUGAAAUGGAGACGCAUAUAUCAUGCCUUUUCCCGGAGAUAUUGGCAAUUAUCUUCAGCUAUCUGGAAGUUAAGGACAAAGGACGAGUGGCCCAAGUUUGCGCGGCCUGGAGAGACGCAUCGUAUCACAAGUCUGUGUGGAGGGGAGUCGAAGCCAAGCUCCAUCUCCGCAGAGCGAACCCGUCCCUGUUCCCCAGCCUCCAGACCCGGGGAAUCAAGAAGGUCCAGAUCCUUAGUCUGAGACGAAGUCUCAGCUACGUGAUUCAGGGGAUGCCGCAAAUCGAAAGCCUUAACUUGUGCGGGUGCUUCAACCUCACGGACAACGGACUGGGACAUGCUUUUGUACAGGAUAUUCCAUCCCUGCGAGUGCUCAACUUGAGUCUUUGCAAACAGAUAACGGACUCUAGCCUGGGCAGAAUAGCCCAGUAUCUAAAGAACUUGGAGGUGCUUGAACUCGGUGGAUGCAGCAAUAUCACCAACACAGGACUGUUGCUUAUUGCCUGGGGCCUCCACGGACUUAAAAGCCUUAACCUUCGCAGUUGCAGGCAUGUGUCUGAUGUGGGCAUUGGACAUCUGUCCGGCAUGACUCGGAGCGCUGCUGAGGGCUGCUUAUCUUUGGAGAAGUUGACUCUCCAGGACUGCCAGAAGUUGACUGAUUUGUCCCUCAAGCACGUCUCUAAGGGCCUGAAUAAGCUAAGAGUGCUCAAUCUCAGUUUCUGCGGAGGUAUUUCAGACGCGGGGAUGAUCCAUCUCUCCAACAUGACCCACUUGUGCAGUCUGAACCUGCGGUCCUGUGACAACAUCAGCGACACAGGAGUGAUGCAUCUGGCGAUGGGGUCUCUCAAGCUUUCUGGCCUGGAUGUAUCGUUCUGCGACAAAAUAGGUGACCAGAGCCUUGCCUACAUUGCCCAGGGACUCUACCAGCUCAAGUCCCUUUCCCUGUGCUCGUGUCACAUCAGCGACGAUGGCAUCAACCGGAUGGUCCGCCAGAUGCACGAGCUGAGGACUCUAAACAUCGGACAGUGUGUGAGGAUCACGGACAAAGGUCUGGAGCUGAUAGCUGACCACCUGACCCAGUUGACAGGGAUUGACCUGUAUGGGUGUACAAAGAUCACCAAGAGAGGGCUGGAGAGGAUAACGCAGCUCCCGUGCCUUAAAGUGUUAAACCUGGGACUAUGGCAGAUGACAGAAUAACACUUUUGUUGUGAGUUUCUUGGGGGUUGGUCUCUUUCAGUUGUGAGCAUUGUUUUAUACAGCAAAGAUAUAUUGUACGGCGGUUACUGUCAUGUUUGGGUUAAAACGCAGAGGUUACCAACAUUAAUCACGGGAAAAGAGCAGGUCCUCUGCGAUGUCUCCUUGUUUUGAUAGGGUUUCAUUCCAGUCCACUGUCUUAGCAGUCUAUAACUCGGGCCUACGUUAAGUUCUUAAUAGCUAGCUACCUCACACAUUAAGAAACAGGAGUGCCUACUAAAAUUGAAAUUAAAACAAGGCAUCGCAUUUUAUUUGUCCUAUUCCUUUGUUUUAUACUGCGUACAAUGAUGCGUAAACACUUUCAUUAUUUGGAGAGAAAUAAGACAGGACUACCUUGUGUGGAAGAACAUUUUUGAUAGAAAAUGCCUUCUGUGGCCGAUGUAUUUUUCCUUAUGUAAAACAUAUUUUUUUGUAACGAAUGACUGUUGUCCAGAAAAUUGUACUUCAAAUUGAAGUGAUUUGAUUGUAUUUUUCAUUUAUUUCUUUAAUUUUAUUAUAGAAUGUUUAGCGCAGUUUUGUAUUCCUGCGGAAUGCCAGAUAUCAGAUAUUUUUAAAUGUUACUUUUAACAGUCGUAUUGUGCAGAGCGGACAUGCUUACCAGGAACAGCUGGCAAUCUAAUAUGCAAUAUCUCAACGCACCAGUCCUUUUCCUCCUAAGGAGCUUCCACUAUACCAUAAAAAGUAUGAUUAAAAACAGUAAUUUAACGUUUUUAUAUUCCUACUGUAGUAAUAUUUAUGAAUAAAGUGAGUUAUGUUUCAAUU
Gadus macrocephalus (Pacific cod) is the source of this 2715-nucleotide messenger RNA. Its product is annotated as F-box/LRR-repeat protein 14. The transcript has a single exon. Bases 700 to 1896 code for a protein of 398 amino acids. Gene Ontology annotation, molecular function: protein binding. Gene Ontology annotation, cellular component: SCF ubiquitin ligase complex. Gene Ontology annotation, biological process: SCF-dependent proteasomal ubiquitin-dependent protein catabolic process. Lineage: Eukaryota; Metazoa; Chordata; Actinopteri; Gadiformes; Gadidae. The record is from RefSeq and is a predicted model, not a curated record.